GGAUGGGUGUGGGCUACCUGUGGCGACUCCUCGGACCCUGUACAGAUCAAGUCGAUCGAGGUCAGCCCAGACCCGCCUCAGGCAGGAAAGAACAUGACCGUUACUGCAAAGGGCACCCUCAAGGGUAGAUUGGAAGAAGGGGCAUACGCUGACGUUGUCGUCAAGCUGGGUCUCAUUAAGCUACUUUCACGCAGGAUCGACAUCUGCGAAGAAGCAAGGGCCAACAACGUCUCUCUACAAUGCCCGGUCGAAGAUGGCGAGCACGAGGUGACUCACACCGUGGAGCUGCCACGAGAGAUCCCGCCCGCCAAGUUCAAUGUCCAUCUCAAUGCAUUCACCGCCGAGGACGCAGACCUGAUGUGCCUGGAUCUCUCCAUCGAUUUC
This is a messenger RNA of Microstroma glucosiphilum, 384 nucleotides long. RefSeq lists its product as hypothetical. Gene Ontology annotation, molecular function: sterol binding. Gene Ontology annotation, biological process: intracellular sterol transport. Lineage: Eukaryota; Fungi; Basidiomycota; Exobasidiomycetes; Microstromatales; Microstromataceae. The record is from RefSeq and is a predicted model, not a curated record. The transcript is spliced from 2 exons. The annotation marks the transcript as partial.